AUGGCUUCUACAUCAAGUUAUCCUGUACCAUGUGGACCAUGUACAAAGGAAAAGGUAAACAAUAAAGCUGGCAUCUGGUGUUAUAACUGUAAUGAAGGAUUGUGCUCAACAUGUUCCGGUCAUCAUAAAAAAUUUGGAUCAACUCGUGAUCACAAGACCAUUGAUAUUCAAACCUAUAAAAGCUGCAAACCAUCCAUUGGAGCUAUCAAAACAAAGUGUGACGCACAUGAUCAACAAUUCAAUUUGUACUGUCCAAGCCAUUUACUACCUUGCUGUGAUGAAUGUGUUUCAACUCAUCAUUCAAAGUGCACUGGAAUAAAAAGUUUAACAAGUGUAGUAGAGAAAACCAAGAUAAAACAAAACAAAGCAUCUGUCGAAAAGCAUAUUAACUCCAUCUUACUUUUCCUUAAUACAACAGCUGACAAAAAAACAAAAAACAUUAAAAAAGGAGAACAGCAAUACAAAAGCAUAAAGGAAUCAAUCAGUAAACUUCGGAAGGAAAUCAAUAAACAUUUAGAUCAGCUAGAAAAAAAAAUAUACAAAGAAGCAGAUACUGUAUGGAGUGAGGAGAAAGCAAAAUUAACAGGUUUCAUUACUGAAAUUGAAGAAAAAAAGAAGAGUUUAAAGGAAAUACAAGGUGAUUUGCAUAUAGUCAAAGUUCAUGCUUCAAAACUUCAGUCAUUUCUAGGAGUUCAUCAGAUAGAACAAGUAGUACAUCAGUGUCAACGCUAUGUUGAAGAUAUAGAAAAAAUGAAAUAUGAGAUAUCCUGUGAAGUUGACAUCAAAAUAGAGCAAAAUGAUGAGAUAGAAAUAAUACUCAGGGAGAUAAAAUCAUUAAAGUCCUUUGGAGAAGUGAAGGUUGUUAAAAGUAAAUUAACAAUUAACAGAGAAACAAGUGUGAGUAGGGACGCGCAAGGAGAGUCAAUAUCAAUAUCCAACAAACUGGUUAAAUGA
This is a messenger RNA of Mytilus trossulus (common blue mussel), 954 nucleotides long. RefSeq names its product E3 ubiquitin/ISG15 ligase TRIM25-like. Bases 1 to 954 code for a protein of 317 amino acids. The record is from RefSeq and is a predicted model, not a curated record. Gene Ontology annotation, molecular function: zinc ion binding. The transcript has a single exon. Lineage: Eukaryota; Metazoa; Mollusca; Bivalvia; Mytilida; Mytilidae.